AUGUCCAGUGAAACUGAAAAUGCACAAAAUAUGGCUCGAGGAUGGAAAGAAUUUUCCAAAGGCAUUCAGCAACGUCAAAAACCAACAAUAGUUGUCCCUUGCUCGGUCAAUGGAAUGGUAUUCUCUGCCGACCCGGGACAAUCAAAGCUGCGAAAGCUAAUUGACAUGAAGUUGCAUCCGUUCUAG
Heterobasidion irregulare TC 32-1 is the source of this 186-nucleotide messenger RNA. RefSeq lists its product as uncharacterized. The record is from RefSeq and is a predicted model, not a curated record. Bases 1 to 186 code for a protein of 61 amino acids. Lineage: Eukaryota; Fungi; Basidiomycota; Agaricomycetes; Russulales; Bondarzewiaceae. The transcript has 2 exons.